Messenger RNA from Cladophialophora bantiana CBS 173.52, 2121 nucleotides. RefSeq lists its product as uncharacterized. Lineage: Eukaryota; Fungi; Ascomycota; Eurotiomycetes; Chaetothyriales; Herpotrichiellaceae. The record is from RefSeq and is a predicted model, not a curated record. The transcript has 5 exons. Gene Ontology annotation, biological process: regulation of DNA-templated transcription. The coding region runs from base 1 to 2121 and encodes 706 amino acids. Gene Ontology annotation, molecular function: zinc ion binding; DNA-binding transcription factor activity, RNA polymerase II-specific.
AUGGGGCGCAACCGACGGCAGACUGGCCACCUCCAAGGCACCUUUCCCCCUCCCAGGAUUGUACCAAGUCAAGGUCCCGGUCAACACAGUCUCUACUCGUCUCAGCCCCAAUACAAUGAGCCGCCGCAACCGCCGCCGUUUUCUACGUCCGCACAGCAGCCCAAUUGGCAGCCUGGUCAACACCCUCGUGGCUAUGGACUCAUGUUGGCCGCGGAACCAAACACUCCGUCGACCACAGAUGCUGCCAGCCCUGUGAGUACCCGGUCCACCCUUUCUCGCAGUAGUGUGGCGACCUCGACGAACACAAGCUAUACUGCGGCUUUGGAAUAUGCUCGGCAAUUCUCUCCAGAUGUUGAUACUCCCCCCAGCCCAAGCGCCAGUGUUUCGACAGUCCAUCCCCCUCAUCCAGCAGAUCAUGCAAGUGACCAGUCCUUGCACCAGACAAUCUUCGGGUCUGACUACGUGCUGGGUGCUAAUCAUGCGAUGACAGAGGGUCUCCUGGGCAUUGAUACACCUGCUCCCUUGGCCGAGACAUCGCGUUAUCUCUUCCCGAGCCCCCAGUUCCUUUCACCGCAAAAUCCAUCACCAGGUCCCUACCCAAGAUUUCCCGGCAGAACCGAUCCAUGGAAUACAUUCCCCUUUCGUCAUGAAAAUCAAUAUGUCAAUAUGGGUACAAGUUCACCGGUGCCCACCGUCCAGGCUGACUGUCGCUCACUCUCAUCACGCGAAAGAGGAGGAGGCGGCGGCGGCGGGAGGACGGGGCCUCUUAACCCAACCCAGAGACAACAAGCUAGUGAUGUUCGAAGACGCGGUGCUUGCCUUCGGUGUGCGGUAAUGAGGGAAAAGUGCGACUUGGGCAACCCUUGUAAUAAUUGCUUGACCAAAGAACGGCGAAAAUGCCCCAAGUACUGCAUUCCCAAUCGAAGCGAUUGGGAUGGUUGUAAGACUAGCUUGUUCCCUGAUGAAUUGACAUGUCGCCUACGGAAAGAUAAUCUGCUCCAGUAUCUUGCGAAUUCUACCUUUGAUGUCUCCCAUCGCCCUUUCCAAAUUCCGCUGGACAUGUACAUCGGAAUCCCUUUAUACGUUUUGGUUCGAGAGUUCCACCCUCUUCAGCCAGCUUUGGAGAUCCGGCACGCAUUCCAGACGUCUCACGGCCCUAAUGGAGAAAAGUCGUACGAUAGGCAACAGACCUGGAAUCCGCCCAUCAUCAUGUGCAUCCGGAAUGGCGAAUUGGAGAAGACAGUCAACCAAGUUCGAAAAAACAUCACCGGGAUAUUUGACAAACUGCUGGCCGAUCCGAAAGAGUACCGCAAAUGGACGACAGAGUACUUUGAGGAGCAGGAGGAAGAUUUCCAGACCCAAAUUCUACGCGUCCUGGGAAGGUACUACAGGAGAGAUAUUGAAGAGCAUUCGAUUCUCAAGGCGGCUCUGAGGCUCCUAUGGUUCGAGUAUCUGCUCCUGAACAAAUUUACCGUUCCCGCCGAAGCUGUACCGAUCCUUGAAGCCAAUCUCGGAUCAAAACGACCUGUUGGUGCUCCCCAGCAUCUACACGUCAUACCUGACACUAUCAACCGCUUUCUCAAAGCCAUCAUCCUUCCCCUGGCCGAGAAAGCCGCAGAGAAGCUUAUAAAAAAUCUUCACGACAUGAUGUUUAAGAUGGCCGUCACCCAGAAAAUGCCACAAGGUCGCAGGGAUCUAGUUCUUUGCCUGCUUUUUAUCCUCGUGAUAUUCCUCGGCCGCACCCAAGUCGCCCUUCUCUUCCUCUCCCAUACCCCUGCGCCCGAGAUCGGUAUGGAGUACUCCCAGGAACAAGCGGAAUCCAAGAUCGAAGAGAUGGAACAAAUAGUGAGCGAUUACCUCCUGUCCUUCCACAGAUACACCUUGAGCAGAAUGUCCUCCCGGUCGCCGGUGACGGCUAGCGAGUAUGAUUCUCCAAGUGAACGUCACGCAAGAGAAUUCGAUUUGGUUGACCGACUGCGCAAAGAGAUCGGGGGCUACGCGUGCGAGAGACCCGAGAGGCUGGAGCCGGGUGAUUAUCAGAUGGAUACGUUCCGAUACAUGAAUGUUCGGCGGUUAUGCUGGAAGGUUAUUGGCAAUUUGAAUUGGGGCUCCAACUACUAG